Molecule: messenger RNA, 1694 nt
Organism: Myzus persicae (green peach aphid)
Lineage: Eukaryota; Metazoa; Arthropoda; Insecta; Hemiptera; Aphididae
Product: BTB/POZ domain-containing adapter for CUL3-mediated RhoA degradation protein 3
Exons: 6
Coding region: 261-1112 (283 amino acids)
Biological process (GO): protein homooligomerization
Molecular function (GO): protein binding
Source: RefSeq, a predicted model, not a curated record
UAUACUUUUGUUCUUUGACUAUACAAUCUAUAAUCUUAGAGAGUAGAGACUGUGUUUCAGUGUUUGGCCCACGACAAAACAAAGUUGUUUAAAAUUGUUUUGUUUAAUUGUUUUGUCACGAGAGUUAGUUUAGGACUUUAGGGACAUCAUAAAGUAUAAAUUAUUGUAGUUGCAUAGGUAAAUAUGCAAUCAUAAGGGCUUGCUAAAUGAACAUAUCCUAAUAUUCUGCUGAUUACAACAAAUGUAACCACCAAACUAAAAUGCAGCCUCAAGAAAUUCAACCCAAAUAUGCAAAAUUAAAUAUAGGUGGUUCGUUAUUUUACACUACAAUUGGUACCUUGACGAAGCAUGAUACUAUGCUGAAAGCAAUGUUUAGUGGUCGGAUGAAAGUACUUACUGAUACUGAAGGUUGGGUCCUAAUUGAUCGUUGUGGCAAGCACUUUAAUUCUGUGUUGAACUUUUUGCGCGAUGAACAUGUAGCUCUUCCAGAUAAGACACAUGAAAUCGCUGAACUAUUAGCUGAAGCCAAAUUCUAUUUAAUAUCACCACUUGUUGAAUCUUGUCAACAAGCAUUAAGGUCAAGACAAUGUAAAAUCAAACCUCAGUGUCGUAUACCUCUUACGUCUUCUAGUGCAGACUUAAGUCAACUUAUUACAAUGAGUACAAAACCAACUGUUAAACUUCUUAUAAAUAGACAUAACAACAAGUAUUCAUAUACAAGUGCUUCUGAUGAUAAUUUACUAAAAAAUGUUGAAUUAUUUGAUAAACUAUCAUUGCGUUUCGGUUCAAGAUUUUUGUUUAUCAAAGAUGUCAGUGGUUCAAGUGAAAUAUGUUGCUGGAGUUAUUUUGGAUAUACAACUAAAGUCGCUGAAGUUUGUUGCACAUCUAUUGUAUAUGCUACAGACAAAAAACAUACAAAGGUUGAUUUUCCAGAAGCAAGAAUCUAUGAAGAAUGUCUUAAUUUAAUGCUCUAUGAAAAUCGUACCGAACCAGACCAAGAACUUAUGCAAGCUACGUCGUGGCGUGGUGCUGUAUCGGGUGUGUCAUCAGCUUAUGGAAGUGAUGAUGAAGAAGAACGAACUCGUAUAGGGUUUAGAAAAAGAUUGGUAUAGUGAGUCAUUAUCAGCUUUUUGAAAUAAAAUUCGAGUAACAAGUAAUGAAAACUUAUAUACUUAAGCUAUAUUUGUUAUUGCUAUUGUGGGAGGUUAGGUCAUAGAAGAUUUUCUGAUCAGACAAUUCAAUUUAUUCAGAUAUAAUAGGGAGAACAAAGAUGAUAGGAGUUAGGCUAUUCAUAAAGUUAACAUUUUAACGUUUCUUUUGUGUUCAUAUUACAUUAUCAUAGUUCUCGAUUUUUGCAUCUAUCAUAUUGAUUAAUCUGCUGACAAGUAAAUUGUUACCUUUGUAUAUUAACAAUUCUUAUGAAUACAAUAUCAAACAUUCAAAUUAAUUUGAAUUGAGUUAUUAAAAUAAUGAUUUGUUGAAAAUUUUCUAACAUUUUGAUUUUUACUUACUCGAAAUACUUAUAUUGUUUCCUCAAAUGUUUAUAUAUGUUAAUAAUGAAUAAAUAAAUAAAAACAUGUUUGUUGUAAAAAAAUGUAUGCUAUGGAAAGUAGUAUAAUUAAUUCUGUAAUAAAAAAAUUAAUAUGCUACAAUACUUCUUAUUCGAAUUGCAACAAUAAACUAUUUACAAUCUA